CGCGCAGCCCCAUCAAAGUGCACAGUUCCUUUUUUUCUUUCUUUUUUUUUUUUUGCCCCCCGCGCUGCGCUGCCCCCGUCCUGCCCUCCUCUUCGCUCUCCCAAGUCGGUGGGCUGCCGGCGGCGGACUUUCUGGGCACUUUUGGGGAGGCCCCCGCUUUUCGGAUCAAACUGCUAUGAAUUUGCCAUUAUGAUGAUAGAUUGCAUUGUGGGUGUCAAUUUAAAGUGACGGCCAUAUUUGCCGGUGCUGCUGUAAACAACAAAAAGUGUCUGAGAGAGACAGAGACGCUUCAGUGAAUUUCAGGACAUUUUCAUUUCUUUAAUUUAUAAUGUCUCUGGGAAUGUCUUAUAAACCCAACCUCCACGCGCACAUUCCUGGGACGGCCGUGAACCAGGUGGGAAAUGUCCAUUCUCCUUCUACCAGCCUAGGUGUUUCAGCACAGUCCUACAGACCUUUGGUGAAUGAUUACGGACCACCAUCUCUGGGUUUUUCACAGGGGAACAGCGGCAACCAAGUACCUCAGAGUAAAUAUGCAGAACUCUUAGCAAUUAUUGAAGAGCUAGGCAAAGAAAUUAGGCCCACAUAUGCAGGGAGCAAGAGUGCCAUGGAGCGGUUAAAACGAGGUAUAAUCCACGCAAGAGGAUUAGUACGGGAGUGCUUGGCAGAAACUGAAAGGAAUGCAAGAUCAUAGCUAAAUCUUACAAUAUUUUAAACUUAAAACAACAACAACAACAAAAAAACUCUAAGGACAUCCCACCUUCUAUUUUUUUUUCUUUUCUUUUAAGAAACUGAAGUUGCUCUUCUUCACGUUUUGAUAAACUGCUGCCCAAAGGAAUGGAAAACAAGAGAAAUUUAAAACAAGGCAUAAAGUAACAGACCGGUAUAAAAUGUUAUACUUGACCGAUAAAUCUUCUGUGUUAUUUACUCUUACUGGAGAACACUUCUCAGUUUUUUUUUUUUGUUUUCUUUUUCCUUUUUUUCUUUGAUUGCAUAGAUAAACUAACAAUUUUGCAUGCUUGGUAGCCAUUGCUCCUAGUUCACUUAAAAAAAAAAAUGCAUGGCUUGGUUUUGGGCAUUUAAUGAAAAGUACUGAGGCCCUGUGAUAUAUUUUUAACACACUAAAAUACUUAGGAGGCAAAUUUAAGGAUAGUGCCAAAAUACCUUAUUUGGAUAAACUAUUGUAAUAAAUCUGAUACUUGCAUCUUUGUAUGUAUUUAUUACGCUAAGUAAUAAAACGUAUUUUCAUUAAAAUGGUUUCAAAUAAAUAUGGAGGAUCAUUUGUU
This is a messenger RNA of Erpetoichthys calabaricus (reedfish), 1283 nucleotides long. RefSeq names its product cyclin-dependent kinase 2-associated protein 1. The record is from RefSeq and is a predicted model, not a curated record. NCBI's taxonomy places the organism in Eukaryota, Metazoa, Chordata, Cladistia, Polypteriformes, Polypteridae. Bases 329 to 691 code for a protein of 120 amino acids. Gene Ontology annotation, cellular component: cytoplasm; nucleus. The transcript has 4 exons.